Tetrapisispora phaffii CBS 4417 is the source of this 1581-nucleotide messenger RNA. It is a transcript of the gene CHK1, whose product is annotated as serine/threonine protein kinase CHK1. The record is from RefSeq and is a predicted model, not a curated record. Gene Ontology annotation, molecular function: protein kinase activity; ATP binding. Lineage: Eukaryota; Fungi; Ascomycota; Saccharomycetes; Saccharomycetales; Saccharomycetaceae. Gene Ontology annotation, cellular component: cytoplasm; nucleus; site of double-strand break. The transcript has a single exon. The coding region runs from base 1 to 1581 and encodes 526 amino acids. Gene Ontology annotation, biological process: mitotic G2 DNA damage checkpoint signaling; protein phosphorylation.
AUGAACUUUUCUCAGAUCUCAACGUUACCAAAGAUAAAAGAUGUGGAGUUGAACGAGACUAUCGGUAAUGGUGCUUUUGCAUGUGUAAAAACUGCUUAUUUAAAAGCUGACCCUAGUGUUAUAUUUGCCGUCAAAUUUGUACAUAUUCCUACUUGCACUCAACAAGGUCUUACGGAGAAAGAUAUCACAAAAGAAGUAGUAUUACAGUCGAAAUGCUCUGAUCAUCCAAAUGUUCUCAAGAUUAUUGAUUGUAACAUAUCUACCGAUUUCAUGUGGAUUAUUAUGGAAUUGGCAGAAGGAGGUGAUUUAUUCGAUAAGAUCGAGCCUGAUGUAGGUGUCGAUUCAUCAGUUGCACAAUUUUAUUUUCAACAACUUGUGAAUGCAGUAGUGUAUUUACAUACAGAGUGUGGUGUCUCACAUAGAGAUAUUAAGCCAGAGAAUAUUUUGUUGGAUAACAAUGGAAAUUUGAAACUGGCUGAUUUUGGAUUAGCUUCACAAUUUAAGAGAAAAGAUGGUUCACUUAGAAUAUCAACUGAUCAAAAGGGUUCACCUCCAUAUAUGGCUCCCGAAGUCCUUCAUUCAUCGCAAUAUUUUGCAGAUAAGACAGAUAUUUGGUCAAUUGGAGUAUUAUUGUUCGUUUUACUUACCGGUGAGAUACCGUGGGAAGCUCCCUUACUUGAAGACAGCAAUUUUCAGUAUUUCAUAGAACAUAAUGGUAAUAUUACAUUAGGUCCAUGGUCAAAAAUCGAUUUAAAUCAACUGAAUCUUUUAAGAAAAAUUUUACAACCAAAUCCGGAUAAUAGAAUAUCAUUGGAAAUGAUUAAAAAACAUCCCUGGUUCACAACUAAGGUACCGUUUGCAGGUUCAGAUGGACUUUGUAACGAUCCAUCUCAACUUGCAAAAAGAUUAUAUUUAAAUUUAAAAGUAUCCUUAAGCGAUGAUGAUUAUCUCCGAUCCACUCAGGAUCCUGGUUCCUAUGGGAGAAGUAACGCAGGGUUUAGAGCAACCCAACCUGUCGGAGAUGAUUACGCAGAUAUCGAACAUGAUCCACUGGCUACUGAUCAUAAUAUGUCGACUCAGUUAGCAUUUACACAGUAUAAUCAUAACCGAAUUACAGAUAAAUAUGCCCAUAAUGAACAAAAUUGGACCCAACUAUUAUCUAACGAUUUAGCCCUAUUACAAUUCAGUGACAAGUCAUUAGAUGGAUCAUUAUCAACUAAUUUGCGUUUUGAUCAUACUAAAUUAACAAAAUUUUAUUCACUGGCUAACAUGGAAGAGAUUAUAUCGACGUUAGAGGAAGCGUUAAGGUUUUCAAAUAUUAAGGUAAAGCCUAAUUUAUAUGAUAAUUUUUUAAAGUUAUCAAGUUCUAUGGGUGCUGCUUCUGUGUUUCCAGUAACUAUUAAUAUAAAGACAGACGAUUUUACUGGUUUGCUAUUAUCCGGAGUUAUUUCUAUUAACAAGGUUCAGGAGGAUUUGAAAAUAAUAAGUAUCAAUAGAAAAUCUGGAGAUCCAUUAGAAUGGCGUAGAUUAUUCAAAAAGCUUGCAUUGUUAUGUAGAAAUCUUGUAUUUAUACCGAAUUAA